Molecule: messenger RNA, 1116 nt
Organism: Camelina sativa (false flax)
Lineage: Eukaryota; Viridiplantae; Streptophyta; Magnoliopsida; Brassicales; Brassicaceae
Source: RefSeq, a predicted model, not a curated record
AUGGGAGGACAAGGGAACUUCCAAAAUCGAGGUUUUAACCAGAAUUUUAGGAAUCAUCCUAUUCUGUCCUACAGGAGCAACAAUGUCGAGAACCUCCAGGAUCAGGUCUACCCACCGCGACCUCAACAGAGCAACUUUGCACAUGGAUUCCAGAACAAGGGUACAGGUUUUGGUGGAUCGAAUUUUCAACAGAAACCUCAGGUCAACAACUUCGCGCAAGGGUAUCAACCGGUUGCACAGCAGGCAGCAGUCUCACAGGAGAGCAAACUGGAACAGAUUAUGCAUGCUCUGAUGGAGAACCAGAAGAAAAACGCCACUAAGGUGACUGUCAAGAUCGACAACAUGUACUCUGAGCUGAAUGGGAGAAUUGAAUCGUUAAAUUCUCACAUGAGAGUGUUGGAGAACCAAGUGGCACAAUCCGCGGCUAGAGUCAAAGCACCUCCAGGGAUACUUCCAGGGAAGAACGAGGCUAAUCCAAAAGAAUAUGUGAAUGCCGUCACCCUUGAAGCGGCAAGGAGCUUCCGGAACCGCAACAGAAAGCAGGGAAUGACCAAUCCAGCGGUGAGACUGACCAUUCCUGAAGAAAAACAACCCAGCGGACCACAGCAACCCUAUGCACCCAGACUACCUUUCCCUACUUGCCGCAAGUCAAAGAUUCAAGAGCGAAAGUAUGAGAAGCUGAAGUCAGUAGUAGGAGAGCUUCAGGUUAGACUCCCUUUCAUCGAAGCAGUAAGGAUGGUUCCAGCUCAUAAGAAGUAUAUGGAAGAGAUUCUAACAGACAAGCUCAGUCUGGAGAAGGGAGUGAUGUACCUCACACAAGAGUGCAGUUCUAUGCUCCAAAAUCGAAUGCCUAAAAAAUGUGGGGAUCCAGGACCAUUUACUCUACCUUGCACGAUAGGAGAUCUCAAAUUCAACAAAUGUCUCUACGAUUUAGGAGCGAGCGUGAGCCUUAUGCCACUCAGCGUUGCCACGCGACUUGGCCUCUACAGCUUUAAACCGACCCAAGUCACCCUCAUCCUUGCUGAUCGUUCCAACGUCGAGAAGGGGUAUUGGAGAACUUGCCAGUGCAAAUUGGUAACUGCUACAUCCCUACAGAUUUCAUCGUUUGAAACUUGA